This is a messenger RNA of Entrophospora candida, 1314 nucleotides long. The record is from the annotation of a GenBank genome assembly. NCBI's taxonomy places the organism in Eukaryota, Fungi, Glomeromycota, Glomeromycetes, Entrophosporales, Entrophosporaceae.
AUGGAUCAACUAGGAAAUCCAAACUCUUUAUUAGAUAAUAAAAAUAACGACAAUAAUAGUGUCGUUACAACAAAUACAUCAAUACAAAAAAAUAGAUUUCCAUCACUGGCAUCUUUAUCAAAAGAUCAAAAGGCUUUAAUAUCUAUCACAGGCUCACAUGGAACCGAUAUAAUUGGAUGUGUACUAGAAUGCAUGGCUAAACAUGAUUAUGUAAUUGAAGAUUUCAAUUUAUCCAGACUUUACCAUAAUGUCACAUUCAGUGUUCUGACCACUCUAAAACGUGAGAAUGCAGAAGAAUUAUUUAAUGAUGUUUCUGAUGCAGCUAAAAAAUGGGAUGCUAGUUUAGCUAUCGAUUUACAAAAUUUUUCUGGUGAUCAAGAUAAACCACCAAUAUCAUUGGAAGAUGCUCCAUAUGGCAAUCGAGUUAAAUAUGCUGCAACCAUUCUAAAUCAGAAUGGACUUGCAACAAAAUUUAUGAAUGAAUGGACAAAGUUAUUACUACGAGAGAAAAUAUCUGUAGAAAAAAUGCAAAGAUUAAAUGAAGGAAGAAUGUUAUCUUGUGCUGAUUAUAAACUUUCGGUACCUUUAGAAACUGAUUUCGAUAGAUUGAGACGAGACCUUUUUCAAUUAAGUAGAAGUUAUUACACUGAUGUUGCGCUUCAACCUUAUGAUAUAUUUAGAAGACAUAAAAGGUUGGUGGUGUUUGAUAUGGAUUCUACGUUAAUUCAACAAGAAGUAAUUGAUGAAAUUGCUAGGCUGGCUGGUGUUGUAAAUGAUGUAGCAGAGUCAUUAAAACGACGUGUCUUAUUAUUAAAAGGAACAUCUGUUGAUGUUAUAGAGAUUGUCAAGAAAAAUCUUACUUUUACAGAAGGUGCACAUUUUCUUUGUAAAAUACUAAAAAAAAUAGGAUUCAAACUUGCUGUAAUUUCUGGAUUUAUUCCACUGGCAAAUUAUGUAAAAAGUGAACUUGGAUUAGAUUAUGCUUUUGCAAACGAGUUAAAAGUAUCACCUGAUGGUUUAACGUUGACUGGUGAAACAAUUGGGCCGAUAAUUGAUGGGCAACGCAAGGCAGAAUUAUUGGAAGUGAUAGCUCAAGCUGAAGGUGUUGCGUUGAAUCAAGUUAUUGCUAUUGGUGAUGGUGCAAAUGACUUAUGGAUGUUGUCUAAAGCUGGUUUAGGUAUUGCAUUUAAUGCAAAACCACGAGUUCAAGAAAAGGCUAGUACUAGAAUCAAUCAAAGAAGUUUAAAGUAUGUGCUAUAUUUAUUAGGAUAUACAGAUGAAGAUGCCAAACAAUUGUAUUCCACUGAUAAUUGA